Molecule: messenger RNA, 1195 nt
Organism: Pungitius pungitius (ninespine stickleback)
Lineage: Eukaryota; Metazoa; Chordata; Actinopteri; Perciformes; Gasterosteidae
Product: B2 bradykinin receptor-like
Exons: 2
Coding region: 109-1143 (344 amino acids)
Biological process (GO): immune response; smooth muscle contraction; positive regulation of cytosolic calcium ion concentration
Cellular component (GO): external side of plasma membrane; membrane
Molecular function (GO): bradykinin receptor activity; C-C chemokine receptor activity; C-C chemokine binding
Source: RefSeq, a predicted model, not a curated record
UUUUCCAAAGAGAGGGCGUCAGUAUCACAGUGGGGACAGUAAGAGAGGCUCGCUGAAGCAGUGUAGCCUGACAUCUGGACUUUUCCCAUCUGGGUUUACUCAGGAAGUAUGGCUCUCCAACCUACAAGCGUCCCAGACCAAAACACCACCAACGGCACGGAUUGUCUGGAUGUUUACGACUGGGAGUGGCUCUACACCAGCCAACCCGUGUAUAUUCUGCUCAUAACUGUGCUGGGAAUCCUGUUCAAUGUGUUUAUCCUGAUGGUUUUCUGCUUCCACAAGAAGGCUUGCACCGUGGCUGAGAUCUACUUGAGCAACCUGGCCGCUGCCGACCUCAUCCUGGUGUCCUGUUUGCCUUUUUGGGCUGUCUACAUAUCCAACGGUUUCAAUUGGCCUUUUGGUCCGUUCAUGUGCAAAGUCGUCAACCUGGGCAUUAAGUUAAACGCCAACAGCAGCAUCUACUUCCUGGUUCUGGUUAGCAUGGAUCGCUACGUGGCACUGGUGCAUACCAUGUCCCACGGCAGAAUGCGUAGGCCAAAAUACGCCAAACUGGGCUGUCUGCUGGUGUGGGGUUUCGGCGUGCUCCUGAGUUUCCCCACAAUCUUCUUCAGAGAAGUGAAAUAUUUGCGAGAGUAUAAUGUGACGGCCUGCUUUCUGGAUUACCCGGACUUAACCACAGAGCUGUUCUUUGAUGGGAUAUUGAUUGUUUUUGGCUUCGUUGUCCCCAUUUCCGUUGCUUCAUUCUGCACUCUUAAGAUUAUCCAGGCUUUGACGAACCAGAUGACGGAGCGGUUCAAUGCCGAGAAAACGGAGCAGAAGGCCACCAAUUUGGUGCUGGCGGUCCUCCUGGCGUUCUUUAUCUGCUGGGUGCCCUUCCACGUGGUCACCGCAUUGGACGUACUGGUGCGAGCUGAGAUCCUGGGAGGGUGUCAUCUUCAGUCCGUCCUAGAGAUCUGCAAUCAGAUUUUCACUUACUUGGCCUUCUUCAACAGUGUUCUCAACCCCAUCCUGUAUGUUAUUGUUGGAAAGAACUUUCGUAAAAAAGUUUGUGAACUCUUCAAGGAGUGGAAGGUUCGGAGAGCGGCCGCGCCUGAGUCCUUGCGUCUAUCAAACCUGUCCUCUACUCUGAAGACGGUGGUAUAAAGUACUGCUAGUGUAACUAUUGGGACAAAACAACCCUUCCUCCAUGUCUUCU